Messenger RNA from Solea senegalensis (Senegalese sole), 4849 nucleotides. It is a transcript of the gene socs5b, whose product is annotated as suppressor of cytokine signaling 5b. Gene Ontology annotation, cellular component: phosphatidylinositol 3-kinase complex. Lineage: Eukaryota; Metazoa; Chordata; Actinopteri; Pleuronectiformes; Soleidae. The coding region runs from base 450 to 2141 and encodes 563 amino acids. The record is from RefSeq and is a predicted model, not a curated record. Gene Ontology annotation, biological process: phosphatidylinositol phosphate biosynthetic process; intracellular signal transduction. Gene Ontology annotation, molecular function: 1-phosphatidylinositol-3-kinase regulator activity. The transcript is spliced from 2 exons.
UUCCCCAUCCGCAUGUUCCGUCGGAAGUCGGCGCCCUUUACCUCUCGUCCAUUGGACUACUCCGCUGUCAGUCGGGCUAAGUCACGCUGAAAAGCGUCCGCCUCCCCGGCUCUCUGUCUGCUGAGAACGCCGUCAUACUGGCUGCUAGAGGCAGCAGCGACCACAGCUGAAGCGAAGACCCCCACCAUGACGAACGGGCUAUCUUGGUGGUUCAGGAUUGAUUGAACUUUAAUAUAUAUAUAUAUAUUUUAAGUAAUAUUUAACGUAUAGAUGCUGUCAUAUUCGGGAUGAUGCCUCCAGUUCGUCGCAUACGUUUAGUGCUUUCAUCCGACACCGUGGUCCGCAGAGGGGAUAUGUGUCUGACUUCUCUUAAUAGCCAUUUUUUGCAGACAAAGAGAGCUGUUGAGUAGGGCUUUCAGAAGGCACACGGGUCCCAGGGACUCCUUUUGAUGAAGAAAGUGGGCAACAUGUGGAGCAACCUGAAGAGCAAAUGCCAGACACUGUUUCACAACAACAGCUCAGGACUCAGUGAAAGCAGGGUUGAGGCAGAUGCUGUCCACUGUGUGGUGGAUCUUGGCCAAGGAGGCAGCUCAGGUGAUGCACAUGCAUCAGAAGCCUCCACCCCCUCAAGGAGCUUUUUACCGGUGCCAAUGGUAACGGCAGGACGUCGCCAUCACAACUGCGUGUCGGACAUCCCUCAGAUAGUAGAGAUCAGUAUUGAUAAGGACACUGAGGAUGUACAAGGAGGGUCAGGGGGUGUACCCCUGGCCCGUAGAGACUCCUAUUCCCGUCAUGCUCCAUGGGGGGGCAAGAAAAAACACUCAUGUUCCACCAAAACCCAGAGCUCUCUGGAGGGAGAUAGGCGAUCUGGACGUUUACGGGGGAGUGGAAACCGUAGGGACAGGCGUUAUGGAGUCGGCUCCUUCCAGGAAAUGAAUGACUCAGUAUCUGGAGGACGCAGUCUCAAUGCACGUUCUUUGCGCCAACGGCUGAGUGAUACAGUAGGACUGUGCUUACCCCUUCCUACUCGUAGACGCUCCCGUUCAGUUAAGAACCCUGUUACCUCCAAACGUAAAAUUCACCUUACAGAGCUCAUGCUGGAGACCUGCCCCUUCCCACCAGGGUCAGACCUGGCUCACAAGUGGCACUUGAUCAAGCAACAUACAGCACCUGUCAGCCCGCAUUCCUCCACUGCCCUGCUCGAUGCCUUUGACCCAGCCCAGACAUCUCCUGAGGAUGAAGAGGAACGUCUGCGUGAGCGCCGCAGACUUAGCAUCGAGGAAGGUGUGGACCCACCACCUAAUGCACAGAUCCACACCCUGGAGGCCUCAGUGCCGGGUUCCUCUCUCUACAAACUGGGACCAAAGUUGGCUCCUGGCAUCGGAGAGACCUCUGGGGAUGGUCGGGCCUUAGGAUCUGGCACCUCUGCGGGUGCUGGAUCCUCAGGGGCCUGUGGGCAGGUGCUGGGGGCGUCGGCCUCUGCCCAGGACUGUGAUUCUGAGGAGGAUUCGACCACCCUCUGUCUGCAGGCCAGAAGGCCCAAGCAGAGGCACGCUUCAGGAGACGGUCACCUCAGCCGGCAGCAACCUGGGCCCUGGAAGGUUCAUACUCAAAUAGACUAUAUCCACUGUCUGGUGCCGGACCUAUUGCAGAUCACAGCACUGCCCUGUUACUGGGGCGUGAUGGACCGCUAUGAAGCAGAGGCUCUUCUCGAUGGACGGCCAGAAGGCACCUUCUUGCUGCGUGAUUCAGCUCAGGAGGACUACCUCUUCUCCGUUAGCUUCCGUCGUUACAACCGCUCAUUGCACGCCCGCAUAGAGCAAUGGAACCACAACUUCAGCUUUGAUGCUCAUGACCCUUGUGUAUUCCACUCUUCCACCGUUACAGGACUGCUGGAGCACUACAAGGAUCCCAGCGCCUGCAUGUUUUUUGAACCCCUGCUUACAGCACCUCUCCAUCGAACCUUCCCCUUUGGUCUGCAGCACUUGGCACGAGCUGCCAUCUGCCGCUGGACCACAUAUGAUGGUAUAGGCUCUUUGCCGCUGCCCCCUGCCUUGCAGGACUUCCUCAAAGAGUAUCACUAUAAACAGAAAGUACGAGUACGUUGGCUGGAGAGGGAACCACCAGUCAAGGUCAAGUAGGGUGGGCUUCUCCAUUGCCUGUACACACACUGCACGAGGAUCACAGUACAUGAACUUGAAAUUCCUCAUUAGUUAAUUAGAGGCUUUACUGACAUGGCUCUUUUUUUCUGGUGAGGGAUGGAGUUUAAAUGUAACAAGCUAUACAAGAUUCAUUUUAAUCUUUGUUUUAGUUAGUACUUACAUCACAGAAAAUACAUAUAAUUAUAUUCAGUAUAAUGCUGUCUGGCAAACACACAUGUUUUUGUGUUGAACAGGUUGUUUUGAUAGGAAGGAAAGGCACAAAUAUCAGUGCUUUUUGUCUUUUCCCUCCUGCUUGUGCUAAAUGUCUGCCUGAUCCCACAUCACCCUGUAGACCUGCCUGCAUGCCUCCCAUGUUCAUCCCAAAUUGCUAUAUAGGCCCACAUAGGUAUGUUGUACAGUUCACUUUGUGCUUUCUUUAUUUUUUUAAUUCCUUUAGCUUGUCAAAGCACUUAGUGGAACAUCUUUCCAACUGGGCUUUAAGGUGUGGGGUUUGAGAGGGCAUCUGGAGGUGCUUGUGGUUUAUUACAGUCAAAGCUUUCCCAUGGAUAAAGCUGUACAAGGCACAUUCUUUGCCAUUUCUUUGCAUGUGUGAUUAUCAACUAAGCCAGACACGGGGACUGAUUUUAGGGGGUCCAUACAGUCAGGACAGCACAUCAGGGAAAUUAAGUGAUUUCCAAGGAUAAGAGUUUAAGUUCUUUGAAACACUGGUUCCUUCUUAAGCAGUAAUGAAUAAUAAUAAAUAGUCCAUGUCCUCUUUUGUGAACAUGCUCAAGUCCCCACCCCCCACUGUGCAGAACUUCUUUUGAAACAAAAAAUAAAGUCAGAGGAACCAGACUGUUAGUUAUUCAACUCUGCAUGGUGUUGUGCAGAUGUGCACCUAGUUUAUUUCUUCCUAUCUGAAGCUCCUAGGUUAACAAUUGAGCAGUCUGGUGUCUUCAUGCAGUUGUGCUAAGGUUUUAUUGGUUUUCAUUUUGAACACAUUUCCGUUAAUCAGCACUUCACAGUAGCACUCGAUUUCAUAGAAAGAUCUGUGUCCAAGUUGCUUAUUACUAUUUUAUGAGCAGAGAAUGAUUGUCAUGCCAAGUGGUGGUUGAAGACAAUCAAUGGACAUUUUAAGCAUUUUUUCUGUUUGGAAAAGUGAGGUUUCAUUGACUGGGGGCUCUCACAUAGAAGUUACCAUAUAGUAAAACAUCAUAAAUGGGUAGGAUGGAUAACGUAAGAUGACAUUGAACAAAAAUUCUCAAUGUCAGAUUUAUUUAAGUUCUCCUGAAUUUAUGUUAAGUUCAAAAAAAUAAUGUUAAAUGUGUUUAUUUGGAGAGAAAGCAACGCGUCUUGUCAUCAACAGGAAAGUUGUCGUGUGGGCUUGGGACUUGAUUCUCCCACUUUUUAAAUUAUUACACUGAGGUCUCGACCCCAGCAAAUCCCCUCACUGCCUAAUUCAUUUAGAGUCUUAGCUUUCAAACAGUGUGGGCUGCACUCACUUUUUUUAAAGGUCAGCAUACACUUGAGAGUUUUAGUUGAGUCAUUUAACAGAUUUUUAGUUAUUUGUGUUGGAACAUAGACACUACCGGUCAUUUCCGUUGUGUUUUAAGCAUUGAACAGAAAGGCGUGCCUUUUUAGAGAACCGUGUCUCUUGUUACACAACCAGUUUGAAGUCCAGACAUAGCUGAGGUGCAUUCAGAUGCUGAAGAAAAGAAUAAGGUGCAGGAGGUUGUUCACAAGUCUUGGACAAAAACUGUAGCAGUGCUUUGACGUGGCAGGUUAUGGAAAUAAGAUUUACAUUAGUUAGUUCUCACGAAUACAUGCAUACGCCAUUAGUGGGUCUGGUGCGAACCCCACUGUCAUUUAUUUCAGUGCGUGGUAUUUGUUUGGCUGCCACAUGUGUAGGUUCUUUCCUGCAACUUGCCAAACAUUUCCAAAUGAAAGAACACGAAGGUUAAGUCUCAACUGUGACCGUUUUGAUCAGAAUAAUCCAUCUCCUGAUGACUGAGCCCGAGUUAUCCUUCAGCAGCAGUGUUGGGAACAGUAAGAAGAGACUCUUUACAUAUUAAUAGAACCUUUUUUAAAAAAUACAAUUACAAAGUUUGAAGAUUAAAACCCUGCUCCUAAUGUGUAAAAAAAACAAAAAAAUAUAUAUUUAAAUGUGAAACAUGCAUGAGCUCAUGAUUCCUGGAAAGGUUAAUCUGGACUUGAAGUUAUUUUUUGUCUAGUCUAUCAGCCUGCACAUACUGAACAUUCUCAUCAGUGAGAAUGAAUCAACAAAUGUCAGUGCGUUUUCUUACCCGCGAGUAUCUGAGACUGUGACCAAAGCUCUUGCACACAGCUAUGUAUUAACUACUGGGCUAAUGCUUAUUGCCGUAGUAAAAUCAUGUUUAAAGUUAAACAGAUUAUCUUUCAUCUAUACAAACAAAUGAAAUGGAAUAUAUUCUGUCAGAUUUAAACUGCUUGUCUAUGCUGCAAAAUACUUGGUACAGUGGGAGUACCUGGACAUGUCGGACUCACAACUAGUUAAUAAUCAUCCCUGAAGUCUGAAUAUUUUUCAUAUUUCACUACCCAAUCCUUACUGCAUUGUAAGACUGACACAUUUUCCAUGACCCUGCGCUUUGUCACCAAGUUUAAGUUAGACAUCUUAAAUCGCCCACGUGUUGAAAAUAAAAUAUUUCCAUUUUUUGUAUGUAUGUGUGUAU